GCGAGCAGCGGUCGUAGUAGUUUGUUAGAAGACGCGCAACGCGGAUGUCCGACACAGCAUUUAUAGCAAAGAAUAGUGUAAAAUAAGCUUAAAAUCAACGAGAUGUGGCAGCUGCGUUUCAUUGUUGUCAUGGGCUAUAUUAUAGCCAUGGCGCUAGGUAUACCCAGUUAUGAAGUGCCGAAAGCAAAAAUUGUUGUGUACUAUCCAAAAGGCUUUGAAGUAUCCAUACCGCACGAGGAGGGCAUCACGCUCUUCGCCUUCCACGGCAAACUCAAUGAGGAAAUGGAGGGGUUGGAAGCGGGCACUUGGUCCAGAGAUAUUGUCAAAACAAAGAAUGGACGUUGGAGCUAUCACGAACGCAACGCAAAGUUGAGAAUUGGUGAUACGCUCUACUAUUGGACUUAUGUGAUCUACAAUGGUUUGGGUUAUCGUGAAGACAAUGGCGUGUUUACGGUGCGCGAGUAUGCGAAUUAUACUGCGGACGCAGUCGAGGAACGAAAACGCGCGGAGAAUGGAAAAGUUGGAAGCAGCAGCAGCAGCGCCGGCGGUAGCGUAGGUAGCGACGUUAUGGGUAGUACCGGCACGAGCAGUGGUAGCGCUGGCACUGCCAGCAGCAAUCAAUUGCUAUUUGAAGAUAAUUUCUCUGGCACGCAGUUGAGCAAAGACCGUUGGACCGUGGAAGAGCGCUUCGCCACAAAGCCAGAUCAGGAAUUCGCACUGUACUUAAACGUGCCGGAGGUCUUGCAAGUGAAGAAUGGCAUGGUUAGAAUAUACCCAGAACUCACCGGCAAUCACUUUCAACAGCACAAUCGUCCGUUGAAUAUUAAACAUGAUAUCGGACCUCGUUGCACCGGCCGUGCGAACAGUGAAGAAUGUGUGCGCGAUGGAAGCGCGACAUCUUACUUAUCUAUACCGCCCUUCAUAGCCGCACAGUUCUCUACAAAGGAACACUUCUCCUUCAAAUAUGGACGCGUUGAGAUACGCGCGAAAUUGCCACGCGCCAACUGGGUCUUUCCGCAAUUGUGGCUGCAGCCAAUGAAUGAAAAAUAUGGCGCUGACGACUAUCAGUCGGGUCAAAUGCGCAUCGCCUUCAGCUAUGUAAAUGGUACAAAAAUGCAUCUCUUCGGUGGUUUGAUUGUGAAUGCGAAUAGCAGUUGGCGUUGGGAGAAAUUGUGCGAAUUCCCGAACGCGCAGCAGCUCGACUUGGGCAACGACUUUCAUGUUUACACGCUGAUUUGGACGGAGGAGCAUAUUUCGGUAGCCGUAGACAAUGAGGUGUAUUGUAGUUUCAACCCCGACAGCCACGGUAAGUUGGCUAAUUUAAACAAAGAUGAGCUAGAGUUGCCGAACAGAGAUUUACUUAAGAGGGGUAGCAAAAUGGCGCCCUUCGAUCAAGAGUUCUACAUCACACUGGGUUACGGUAUCGGCGGUGUGAAUGAUUUCAACGAAGGCUUAUACGAGUGGCAACCGCAGAAACCGUGGGAGAAUACGAAUCAACGAGCCAUGAGCACGCUGCUAAAGGCGGUGGAGAAAAAUUUUGAUGAUUGGUUGGAGUUUGGCGAAUUGCUUAUUGAUUACGUUAGGGUCUAUGCAAUUUAGAUUUUAAAUGGCACAAAGUGUUUUGCAUUUUAUAAAAAUUUUACCAAAUUUGGAAUAAAUUGUUCAAGCAAAAACUA
Molecule: messenger RNA, 1676 nt
Organism: Bactrocera neohumeralis
Lineage: Eukaryota; Metazoa; Arthropoda; Insecta; Diptera; Tephritidae
Product: gram-negative bacteria-binding protein 3-like
Exons: 1
Coding region: 103-1599 (498 amino acids)
Biological process (GO): carbohydrate metabolic process
Molecular function (GO): hydrolase activity, hydrolyzing O-glycosyl compounds; carbohydrate binding
Source: RefSeq, a predicted model, not a curated record